CUCGCCGGCCGUGCCGUCGCCGGGCCUCCCCCUCCCACGACGCCUCUCUCGGGUGUCGGCCCGUCGCCGGAGCGGUGUGCCCCAGGGCAACAUCGUCGCCCAGCCCAGGACCCAUCUCUCUCUCCCGCCGAUUCCUCGGCCGCCGCCGCCACAGGUGAUCACAGGUUGAAAUGGACCCUUCAGUUGCCGAUCCUGGACCAACCAAGGAUGAAGGUGUUGGAUCUAAGGGGGCAAUGGAUCUUCCAGUUGCCGAUCCUGGACCGGUGAGGGAUGAAGGUGAGCUUCUCCAGUGCCCGUAUUGUGAUUCCGAAGCAAUGCACAAACUAGCACAAUUCUUGCUCCCUGGUUUGGCUGCGGUCUGUGUCGACGGUACGACGGGUGAUCUGUUCAGGAGCCCAUCUGUUGUUGCCGUUGACCUCAGGAAAGAAAUGGUGGACUACAUUACGCAAAGAAGUGAAACGUUCAUAGCUGAUGCUCUCAUUGAAUCGGAGGUGGAACAAAACACUGAGAAUGAGAUGCCAGAUGACCCUUAUGAGAUCAUAUCAAUCUUCAUGGAUGAUUUCAGUCGCACGAAAAGAAACAUCAUCGGCCAUGUCUCUGGGUGGUUGUUGAGCGAUAGCCGUGAAGAUAAGAUCGAUGACUUUGUCCAAGAAAUGGAUAUGACCCGCUUCUGGCCACUAGAAAGGAGAGAAGCAAUCGCCGAGGUCCUCCUCAAGAAUGUGGACAUUAAAACCAAGUUCCACUGCCCUGAGAAAUAUGAAGAUGAAGAACGUCUUGCUCAUCACAAGGCACAGUGUAGCUUCAGGCCUGUCACUUGCCCGAACGAUGGAUGCCGAGCGAAAGUUUCUGUACGGUGCAUGCAGGAUCAUGAUGCAGCUUGUCUCUUCAAGAUCCUUCAGUGCGAGCAGAACUGCGAGAAACGGCUUCUGAGGCGUGAUAUGGAUAGACAUUGUGUUACUGUCUGCCCCAUGAGGCCCAUGAAGUGCCCUUUCGGCUGUGAUUCUUCGUUCGCUGAACAUAACCUUGAGGAGCACUGUUCAGAGAGUCUUCAGCAGCACCUGCUUAAGGUCCUUCAGGUGGUUCACAAGAAAGGUUUUACGGCUGAUCAGCUGAACGACCGCGCUUUAGAGCUGGAGAAGUCUGAAGAUCGUGGUAAACUGGCUAAAGCUUGGGAUGCAAGAUCUCUUACUAAUAUUGUGAAGGAUCUUGAAGCAAAGAAGAAACCAUCAAGUUGAUUAGCUUGAAGGAUCUUGUAAUAUACGCCAGGAAUGUGAGCUGGAUAUUGGCAUGGAUUAGUUGCAGAGUUGUUUCUACUUUAAGUAUAUAGUGAAGUAACCUAAAAUUUGAGUUUCUCUAUCACAGCCUUUAUUUUCUUCUGAUUUUGCACACAAUGAGUUAGGUUUUUCCAGCAUAUUUUUGUUCGAAGGGAAAUUGAUCCAGUUUUUUAAGAUGCAUUUUUUUCCUGUUA
Hordeum vulgare subsp. vulgare (domesticated barley) is the source of this 1468-nucleotide messenger RNA. RefSeq lists its product as uncharacterized. Gene Ontology annotation, molecular function: zinc ion binding. The record is from RefSeq and is a predicted model, not a curated record. The transcript is spliced from 4 exons. Lineage: Eukaryota; Viridiplantae; Streptophyta; Magnoliopsida; Poales; Poaceae. Bases 171 to 1235 code for a protein of 354 amino acids.